Molecule: messenger RNA, 946 nt
Organism: Daphnia carinata
Lineage: Eukaryota; Metazoa; Arthropoda; Branchiopoda; Diplostraca; Daphniidae
Exons: 3
Source: RefSeq, a predicted model, not a curated record
AUUCUGCUCUGCGGUAGUAGUAUAUUCCACCUGAUUUUCAGCACGUUACACAUUUUGGCUAAAUUAUCAAUCGACUGCUCAAUCCAUGAUGUCAUCAACAACUUGAGUCGUAUUAUUGCUGAUGUUGUUGGGCACGUUGUGAGAGCGUUGAUGGCCCUAAAAUGUCUGAGCAGCAAGCAUCUGGACACAGCUACAUUGGAACACUGGAACGCCUUACUAUAUAAAUUCUAUGAAAUCGCGCAAACUGAAAAAAAUAUUCUCUAUUUGGAAGCUGCUUUAAUUAGCGCCCUCAUAGAUGUGUUGCGGUGCAAGAUGAGAUUGCUUGAUCAAAUUACAGAUACGGAUGAUCUCGUGGCAGAACAAAUGUGGAAUGAGGGAUCGGAAAUCUACCAUGUAACCAGUGACUUAUUGGGAUCAGCGGUACACCGGAUAGGCCAUUUUUCUCCGUCGCUUUGUCGGCAAGUUCAGCGAGGCCGUUCAGAUAAAGUUGGCAAUUCGUGCAAUGAGCUGUACUGGACUUUGAAGACACUUCAUAAGCCUUUACUUCAAUCGAAAUGGCGCUACAACCUUUACGAAGAACCACAUUCAAAAGCAAAAACGACUGAUUUCAUGGAUGUCUUCGAUUAUUCUGAACGGAACCAUCUGCGGAUGGCCAACAUCACUUUUCGCGUGAGAAACUGGAAACAACGUCCAAUGCACUUGCUUAAGAAAAAGGUGCCACAAUGCCCUAGUGCGUCCUUCUCAAACUUUGCCGUUUUAGCCAGUUCCAAGUUCAAAUGUAUUUCAAAGUGUUAUGUCGUCAACUCAACGUUGCUUUUCAACUGUCCGGUUCAUUUGAUUUUGUAAAAUAUGUGGAAAUUUAACAUUCAACCAAGCUGUUAUAUAGGCAUCAACAACAACAAAAAUCACAAAAUUUAUAGGAGUUAACAUGUCUUAAAUGUAUCUU